Messenger RNA from Dermochelys coriacea (leatherback sea turtle), 889 nucleotides. RefSeq names its product nucleolar pre-rRNA processing protein NIP7 (gene NIP7). NCBI's taxonomy places the organism in Eukaryota, Metazoa, Chordata, Testudines, Dermochelyidae. Gene Ontology annotation, biological process: ribosomal large subunit biogenesis; ribosome assembly. Gene Ontology annotation, molecular function: RNA binding. The transcript has 5 exons. Gene Ontology annotation, cellular component: preribosome, large subunit precursor; nucleolus; nucleus. The record is from RefSeq and is a predicted model, not a curated record. Bases 87 to 629 code for a protein of 180 amino acids.
UGUUUCCGGUUCCGGGCUUUCCCCUCCCCUCCCCUCCCCCACGUGGAGCCGUGCACGGACGGAGCCCGGAGCUGCCGGGUGCGGCGAUGCGGCCCCUCACGGAGGAGGAGACCCGGGCCCUGUUCGAGAAGCUCGCGAAAUACAUUGGCGAGAACAUCCAGCUGCUGGUGGACCGGCCCGACGGCUCCUACUGUUUCCGUCUGCACAAAGACCGGGUUUACUAUGUCAGUGAGAGAAUCUUGAAGGUGGCGACCAGUAUCCCUGGGGACAAGCUGGUGGCACUGGGCACCUGCUUUGGGAAGUUCACCAAGACCCAGAAGUUCCGGCUCCAUGUCACUGCCCUGGAUUACCUUGCUCCCUAUGCCAAGUAUAAAGUGUGGGUGAAACCUGGAGCAGAGCAGUCCUUCCUUUAUGGGAACCAUGUGCUGAAAUCCGGCCUAGGCCGCAUCACCGAGAACACGGCUCAGUACCAGGGUGUGGUGGUGUAUUCCAUGGCUGAUGUUCCUCUGGGUUUUGGAGUAGCAGCAAAGUCUACCCAGGACUGCCGGAAAGUGGACCCUAUGGCAAUCGUAGUGUUUCAUCAGGCUGAUGUUGGGGAGUACGUGCGGCAUGAGGAGACACUGACUUAAAGGGCAGCCAGCAGCACAAGUCUCUGAAGACUCAGCUGCCCAUGGCAAGAAUGGAGUGCGUUUGAAAUCAGAACUCAAAGCAGAAGCAGGGAGCUCUUCUGGCAUGGAGCUCUGCGGGCUGCUAGGGAGGAUUACAGACCAAUCUACCUGUGACUUAGUCAUAACUAUUGUGAGCUCUGGGGCCUGUCUGUCCCAACCUGAAGAGGAGACAGGGAUUAUAUAAAACUUGUUUUCUAUCUAAUAAAACCCAUGUUGAUGUG